Molecule: messenger RNA, 1857 nt
Organism: Salmo salar (Atlantic salmon)
Lineage: Eukaryota; Metazoa; Chordata; Actinopteri; Salmoniformes; Salmonidae
Source: RefSeq, a predicted model, not a curated record
AGCUGUUCUGAGCUAUGUCAGAAGAUGACAGAUACAGUUGUAGUGGAGGGACAAGUUAAAUUCAGAGAUGGCAAAAAGUGGAAGAGUCGUUGGGUCACGUUGCGGAAGCCGUCCCCGGUCGCAGACUGCCUCUCUCUCCUGGUCUACCGGGAUAAGUCCGAUAAGGUCAGGGGUCGUCGUGAGCGGCUGCAGAUGACCUUGGAGGGGAUCUGUGGAGUGGAGCCGGGGUUAGGCUACGACGGGGUGACCUACACCCUCACCAUCCUCUGUCUGGGACACACAGUGGGACUGGGCUUCGACAGCAGAGAGGGGCUGACGGCAUGGGACGCUAGGCUGAGAUACAGCCUGGGAGAAGUCCACAGGUUCAGUGUAGGAGUUCAGCCAGGAACUAAGCUAGAGAGUGGUCCUGCCACCCUGCACCUGUGCAACAACCUAUUGGUCCUCACUAGGGACCUCCCACCGGCCGUGAUUGGCCAGUGGAAGCUGUCAGACCUGCGUCGCUAUGGCGACGUGCCCAAUGGCUUUGUGUUUGAGGGCGGCACUAGAUGUGGAUACUGGGCUGGUGUAUUCUUCCUGUCCUGUUCAGAAGGAGAGCAGAUCAGUUUCCUGUUUGACUGUAUAGUCAGAGGCAUCUCUCCUAGUAGAACACCCAGUGGCCUCAGACCUAACCUACCAGAUCCCAGUGCUAGCCGGUCCUCCUCAGAGGAGAGGAUCAACCAUGAAACAUCGGAUCUAGAGAGAAGACUCAGUAUGCUGUCUCACAGCAGUAGACAGAGCAGUACAGCCUCCACCUCCAGUUACAGCACCUCUGUUGCCGGGGACGACCGCAGCAGUAUCUCUUCCUCCUCCUCCAGCCAAUCAGACGCCAGCUACGGAAGCCACUUCCCUUUAUGGCCAGAGCCAAAACGCCCCACUUCCUCAACCGAGACCCUGUCGGGCCCUCCCACUGCGAGGUCCUCGACCAAUCUGGACGAGGAUCUCUAUAAUGCUGUCAUGAACCGCCCCCCUUUCAAACCGCCUUCCCACUCUCGUAGUCUCCACGACAGCGGGCGCCAAAGCUCAUUGGACAGCGGGAUAGGCAUCGCCAUGGCCAGCAGCCAAUCGUCUUACUCUGGGAGCUUCUCUUCCUGUACGGGCAGCCUGGACACAGCCAGUCAAGGAGGAGGGGAGGAGUUUGGGUCUGUCCUUAAUCUACCUCCCCCUCUUCUCUCUCUACCUCCUCCCUCUCUUCCUCCCCCUCCUCCCUCUCUACAUCCUCCACCUCCUCCUCAGUCCUUAAGGACCCCUGAGCCCGGCCCUCUCUCCCCCCCUACUCCCUGCUCCUGCCCCCCGUCUUGCUCCUCCUCCUCCUCCAGGACUAGUGGUUAUAGCUCUGGCGCCCCUCGGUGGCAGAGUGAGGAGUACCAGGCACCCAGCCUUCUCAGACUACAGUACGACAGCCCCAGGAACCUCCUGCACACCCUGGCCUUCAGGGAUCCUCCACCCCAGAGAGGAGCACCCGAACUGGGCAGGGACAGGUGGCUCGGUGGGGAUGGAGGUCAAGGACAGAUCCAGGGGAAUGGAUAUCCUUACCUUCCCUCCACCCCCACUGAGGCCUCUCUCCAGCGGGUAGGCACCCCUAGGCAGGCCCCUGUAGAACGGCCCCUAUCCUGGAGCAGUGAGAGAGCGCCCCCUGUGGACAGUGGUGAUCGGUGCAGCAUCAUGUCUGCUAGGCUCACACCCAGACCUCUGCUGUUACCUGGCUGUCCAGUGUGUGGAGGAACACAGGUAAUACAACUCUGGACAACUAAUAGUUAUCACAGUACUAAUAGAUUCCUAGGCUUCAUUUGGCUCAAUGUCUGACUGUUAAUUUAUUCU